Molecule: messenger RNA, 367 nt
Organism: Sinocyclocheilus rhinocerous
Lineage: Eukaryota; Metazoa; Chordata; Actinopteri; Cypriniformes; Cyprinidae
Product: E3 ubiquitin-protein ligase rnf213-alpha-like
Exons: 3
Biological process (GO): ubiquitin-dependent protein catabolic process; sprouting angiogenesis; negative regulation of non-canonical Wnt signaling pathway
Cellular component (GO): nucleolus; membrane; cytosol
Molecular function (GO): ubiquitin-protein transferase activity; ATP hydrolysis activity
Source: RefSeq, a predicted model, not a curated record
GGCUGGGAGAAUGUUUUAGACACCAACGUGUUGGUUCGUAGCUGUGUUCAGAGUGCAGUUGGCAUGCUAAGAGAUCAGACAGAGGCAGGUACCCGCAGCACCAAGAGAGUAGAGAUUCUUCUAAUGCUCUUGGAUGACAAUGAGAGUCUACAAGCUGAAUUUAUCAAAGCUUUAAAGAAACGGCUUCAUUCUCUAUUGAUGGCUCACGAUCAAAACACAAUCUCUGGCAAGAGUUGGGUCUCCAAGGAAGCACUAAAUAUUGAUGCAUUGCAAGAGGGUGGGACUUUUAGACAUGCCCUUUGGAGACGAGUUCAAGCAGUAGUAACUCCAUUUUUGGCACAACUUGUUUCAAUUAUUGAUCGUGACU